AGGAAAUUCUGGACAUAGUUCAGGAACUUCCCGUUGAACCCUUGAGAAACCCAGGCUUUUUUCCUCCAGGGGGGAAAAAUCCCCUCCAUGGCAUUGUCCAAUGGUUGUAAGGGAUUUGAGGGCUUUAUGACGAAGGGUAGGAGAAAACCCAACCGGCCCCGUAUAAAAGCACCCCCCGGGGGAUGAGACCCUUCAGUCUAAUCUUUUCUUUUCUAGUCACCAGUAGUCAAGUGCUACAAAGCAUUCCUAGUCUAUCUUGCAAUUAAGAAGAUUUUUGCAAUUUUCCAUCACAGAUAUGUUGAGAAGCGAAUACGCAGCAUAUAAUACAUCGACAUUGGCGAUGUUAGACGACGAUUGUCUGGGUCAAGAUUUACAGUCAUGGGAUCUAUUUAUGGAUUCUGGAGUUCUGGAGCCAAAAGAACCCAAUAACAACCACUUGUCGCUCGAAAUGUGCACCUUCGGGAACGAGUGGCAAUCUGUGGAAGGGACGUUUUUUGGGGAAAUCAACUAUUGGAGACAAGAUGCCAUCCCCGAACCGAGGUCGGCUGCGGAAAAUUCUGCCUACACUUAUUCGGUUUAUGGAGCAGAAGAUCAAAGUACGUGGCAGAAGCAGGAAACACAAGAAAGCUCGAGUUACACAACCAACACGACUGGAGAUUUAGACGAUCUGAUGAACGUGGUGCCGUCCAAUUUCUCCAACGAUUACGUUGCACAAGCUGAAAAUGCGGAAUCGCUAAACCUCCUUGAAAUGAAGAACUCGACGACACACGCUCCUGAUGCCAUGACUCUCCAUCAAGAAAUCUCAUACCCUCAGAACAUCCACGGACUCGUGGACUUGACAUCCGACCUAGCAGAAACGCCAGAACUAUAUUGCCCGAACGGUUCUGUUUACACUUAUUCGGUCUACGGAGCGGAAGAUCCAAGUACGUGGCAGAGGCAGGAAACACAAGAAAGCUCGAGUUACAGAACCAACACGGCUNGCCUUCCAAUUUCUCCAACAAUUUCGUUGCACAUGUUGAAAAUGCGGAAUCGCCAAACCUCCUUGAAAUGA
This is a messenger RNA of Cimex lectularius (bed bug), 1051 nucleotides long. RefSeq lists its product as uncharacterized. The record is from RefSeq and is a predicted model, not a curated record. Lineage: Eukaryota; Metazoa; Arthropoda; Insecta; Hemiptera; Cimicidae. The transcript has 3 exons. Bases 296 to 1051 code for a protein of 251 amino acids.